AUGUGGGAUCUCACUCGUUUGUUAUUCGGCAGCUUAUUAUGCGUCACCUGCCCCUCUCAGCCGAGGUUUUUGGGCGGGGUUCUAAUCGCCACAGCAGCCUUGGGGAUGUCUCUGGAAAAGUUCAAGUUGUCAUCUAUACCUUGGUGUGUCGUGGCCUUUACAUAUAUUUCUCUCCACAUUUUUGCAGUUGUUCUUUCGCCGCUACAAAUCCUCUGGAUAAAGUCCAAACCGUUAGCUCAGAGCUCGUCGGGCAUUGUCAUCCACCAUCAACCAAAGGAAGAUGAAGGAAAGGCUUCGGUGGAUAUUGUUGCCGUGCAUGAGUUCCGGGCCGUUGGCGGAUUUGACGGAUUCGCCAAUGGACUUGACAAAUUCGCGAAUGGACUUGAGGUAUUCGCGAAUGGACUUGAGGUAUUCGCGAAUGGACUUGAGGUAUUCGCGAAUGGACUUGAGGCAUUGGUCACCGCCGGCAGUAAGAACCUCGACUCUCGAUUUAACUCUAUAGAGAAAUCAAUGCUCGGUGCAAUAUUUCUUGGUGUGCCCCACGACGGAUCACGUCUCACCUCCGUUGGGAAGCUUAUGUCCUACACUACUUAUUGGCUCGGAUCUAGCACACAAUUACUCGAAUCUCUACAGCCGAGAGAUGAGUCCCUCAGGGAACUCAAUGCUUCGUUUCUCCAGGGAUACGGCAGGCGAGAUCUUAUCAACUUUUUCGAAAGGCAUAUGACAAGAAUGGGGCAAUUCCCGUUGCUGCUAGCGGUAGACAGGAAUUCCAGCACCUUUGCCAGUACGGCAAACUUGCCUUUAGAAUCCAACCAUGUUGGAAUGAAUAAAUAUGCCACGCUACAAGAUGAGAACUACAAAUUAGUAUUAAGCGAAAUUAAAAGAAUAGUGGAAAAAAUCAAAAGCGAACCUUUGUACAUAACGCCCGAAUAUAAAGAUUGCUUGAAAACUCUUGAUUAUCCAGGCUCGGGGAAUCGCCGCGCAGCGAUCGAAAAAUCACACAAAUCUACCCUGGGCUGGUUAGACACAGAUCCCUCCAUUUCCGGCUGGUUUGAAUCUGAGGUUAAUUGCCAUAUGAAUAAAAAGCCAGGUGAAGCGACCCUCAGUUUUUUCUUCAGCGACCGAGGCGGUGAUCUGGAUAAGUCAGAGGCAGGGUGUUUGCGCUCACUUCAACAUCAACUCUUGAAACAAAUACCGGCAUUGUCUGACUACAUCCUUCCUGAGUACAAACUUAGGAAAGAGCAGCAUGCGGAGGUAUUAUGGCAUACUGAAGCUAUCAAGAAGAUGCUCAUAUCGAUGAUUGGAAGUUCCUAUGUGAGCUCAAUCCGAAUAGUUAUAGAUGCCAUAGAUGAAUGUCAGAAUACAUCCAAGUUCACCCUCUUGGACUUUAUUCAUGACAAACUUUAG
This is a messenger RNA of Morchella sextelata, 1407 nucleotides long. RefSeq lists its product as uncharacterized. The record is from RefSeq and is a predicted model, not a curated record. The coding region runs from base 1 to 1407 and encodes 468 amino acids. The transcript has 7 exons. NCBI's taxonomy places the organism in Eukaryota, Fungi, Ascomycota, Pezizomycetes, Pezizales, Morchellaceae.